Molecule: messenger RNA, 1510 nt
Organism: Mauremys reevesii (Reeves's turtle)
Lineage: Eukaryota; Metazoa; Chordata; Testudines; Geoemydidae
Product: A disintegrin and metalloproteinase with thrombospondin motifs 12-like
Exons: 4
Coding region: 54-551 (165 amino acids)
Source: RefSeq, a predicted model, not a curated record
UUUCCAGCUAGGACUUUGCUGAAUAUACUCAGUUGAUUUCCCCCAGCUAAAACAUGCCAUGUGUGCAGAGAAACUGGAUUACCAAUUUUUCCUUUUGGGUCCAGUUCCUUCUCAUGCAAGCGCUCUGCUAUGGUAGAAAUCCUCAACCGGGCAGAUUUUUCUUUCCAGACAAGAGGCAAGAGCACUUUAUCCGGACGCUGCAAGAAUACCACGUGGUUGGUCCUGCAAAAGUAGAUGCAAGUGGUCAUUUUCUCUCUUACAGUUUACACCAUCACACCUCAGAUGCCAGGAGGAAAAGAGACUUCAGUAGAAAGGAAAACCUUGUGUAUUAUAAAAUUAACCACAAGGAGAAGGAGCUGUUUUUUAACUUGACUGUCCAUCGAGGAUUCCUUUCUGCUAACUAUGUAUUGGAAAGGAGAUACGGGAACCACACUGGUGCAAAGAUUGUACCUUACACAGGAACCUCAUGUCACCUCAUUGGUACAGUCUUGCAGCCAAAUUCUGGGAAUGGACCAGCAGCCAUCAGUACUUGCAAUGGGCUGGAUGUAUAAGCAGUGGAGAAAGUCUUCAGAUGAAAUUUACAGAGAUGAAGAAUUGAUGAGGGAAGGAUUUUUUUCUCCAGGAAGACACUUCCAGAUGACAGGAAUGAGUAAACAUUUGACAACAAAUCAUAUACCAGAGUCGAGGUCCCAUUGUCCUCCCCACCGAAUGUUACCCUUGUGACCACCUCAAUUUGAAUUCACCCGUGCUCACUGAUAAUGGAACUUCGUGGCCACAGAGUACAUUUGAAAACGAAAAGAGCAGACUCCGCUGUGUCGGAACAAAUCCUUAUUUAACAGACACUGUCAAAGAGCCAAAUCCUCUCCCCAAUGCUGGGCCUGAGGAAAUGGACUGUGUUCUCAGAUAAACCAUACAUACCCACUCCCACCGAGGCGCCUCUCCUCUCCAUUUCAGCUUCACCUGAAAUAAGACCAGAUAACGUAGUGCCAAACCUUUCAAAAGUGAUCAGCUCCCUGCUGUUCCCAUUAAGAGCAAUGCCCCAAUUGUGGGUGCUGAGCAGUUCUGAAAACCCAUCCCCCUCUCACUUUAUUUCUCGUUAUUAAGGAGUACAGUGACCAUUACAAUCAGUCCUCUCACCCAGACAGAACUACUUUUGCAAAGGUUAUUUUCUGCUUGAUCACAAACACUUUCCCAUGCUCCUUGAGGGAACUGCUCCUUACACUUUUAAGAAUGGGCCAAAACCUGGAGAAGUUUUUUUUUGGCUUCUGUCCAAAUCUUCCCAUUCCAUUAAAAUGAAAUUUAUUUAAACUGAGUCUCCCACCUCCUCACGUGACAUUUCUGUACCCGUUGUAUUAACUGGUAGAUCCUGGUUGUCCAGGGAAGGCCAGCACAUCUCCCCAUUCUGUUCGUGCACUUUGUUUAGAUUUCAUUAGCACCUGUAGGACAGCAGCAACCUUGAUUUGCUGAGUCGAGGAAGAAGGACAUAAGUGAUUAUCUGUGAGAGCCAGAA